CAAAAGUCACGAUGACAUAAGAAAAGAAUGAAAUGGUUGAAGCAAAUGACUGAUAGAUGAAUAUAAUUUUUAUCGUUAAGAAAAUAAAGUAUAAAACGACUUGUGAAUAAACUUUGUGUACCAAUUGCAGUUUUUGAUAUUUUAUAAAUAAAAUUAAUAUAGAUUUAGCAUAGUAAUUGUCAUGCCGCCAAAAAAACAACCAGAGAAAGGUGGUAAAAGUGCUGGAGGUAAUAAAACUAGCGGUGGUGGAAAAUCGAGUGGUGAUAGUAAAGAAGCCGGAGGAAAAGAAAAAAAAGGUGGGACAGCUGUCAAAGUUCGGCAUAUAUUGUGCGAGAAACAAUCAAAAUGUUUGGAAGCAUUGGAAAAAUUGAAAGCUGGACAAAAAUUUCCUGAUGUAGCGGCCGCAUACAGUGAAGAUAAAGCAAGGCAAGGGGGAGAUCUCGGUUGGAUGACCCGAGGUUCUAUGGUCGGGCCAUUUCAAGAUGCGGCUUUUGCUUUGCCCAUAUCUUCAGUCACGAAUCCUAUAUAUACCGAUCCGCCGAUUAAGACAAAGUUUGGCUACCACAUUAUAAUGGUUGAAGGCAAAAAAUGAACGAAAUGGUUUUAGAGUUUGAAUACUUCUGGGCGAUACUUUUGUUAUUUAUCAUGGAAAGAAUUUGUUGCUUGCAAGAACAAUUUGAUAAAGAUUUACUAAUUCUACCGGAUCCACAGAGGUCCAAUGUAUCAUUGAGUUCUAAUACUGAUAAUGUUGUUAAUACAGAGUAAGUUGGUUAUUCUUUCUGACUCCUAUAUUUUAAAUAUCUGGAUAAUUUAAAGAGUUCAAUGUUUUAUUUUUAUAUACUCACAUGAGACAUACAGGUUUCCCCACAAUGUCUAUCUUGUUUAGGGUCUACACAUUUGAGGUCCGAAUUUGUUCCAUUUAACUAUUGUUGCAGUUACGGUUUGAAGCUUAGUUUCCUGCGUUUGUACCGUUUGAUGCAUAUAACAUUGCUUCUAACACUUGCAAACUUUUGUAAUAUAUGCCUGUGGUACAUCAUGGCUAAGAAAAUGUCGUCCAGAAGACUCAAGUACAUGUUAAAUAUAAGUUCAUCUUAAAUAUAUAUUUUCUGAACUGUUUGUUUAAAAUAAAAUGCAUUUUUAA
Vanessa atalanta (red admiral) is the source of this 1141-nucleotide messenger RNA. RefSeq names its product peptidyl-prolyl cis-trans isomerase NIMA-interacting 4. The transcript has 2 exons. Bases 182 to 592 code for a protein of 136 amino acids. The record is from RefSeq and is a predicted model, not a curated record. Gene Ontology annotation, biological process: rRNA processing. Lineage: Eukaryota; Metazoa; Arthropoda; Insecta; Lepidoptera; Nymphalidae. Gene Ontology annotation, molecular function: peptidyl-prolyl cis-trans isomerase activity; DNA binding.